Necator americanus (New World hookworm) is the source of this 438-nucleotide messenger RNA. RefSeq lists its product as uncharacterized. The transcript has 6 exons. Lineage: Eukaryota; Metazoa; Nematoda; Chromadorea; Rhabditida; Ancylostomatidae. The coding region runs from base 1 to 438 and encodes 145 amino acids. The record is from RefSeq and is a predicted model, not a curated record.
AUGAUGGAGGCUGUUAAAUCAAGUUUUCAAGAAGCAUCCACGAAUCUCGGUCGUGUCGGGUUGCGCUUGACUAAAAAAAAACGAAUAGAUGUAUUCCGCUCAUCGGCCUUCUGUCACCAUCCGCUUUCUUUCUUGUGCUCACACCUUUCUGAUCUGAUGAUGCUCUCCCUGAUGGCUUUGCUUGACCGUAAACGAACAUCGGACUUGAAGCUGUUGAGACACUUCGACUACCCUUCAGAUCUGUCAAGACUGAUCUUCGAACAUGAUUUACUGCAAGGUUUCAAAGAAUGUGGAGAAGAAAAUCUAAGCCCUCUGAAGGAGGUCCGAUUCGAUGUUCCUGUAGAAUAUGUGGAGAUGUGGUGGUCGUCGUAUAAUGAACUUCAGUAUGUUACACGAUACCCGUUCGCUGCAGAAUUGGUUGUGAAUGAAUGUGUAUAG